AUGGCUGCCCUGUGUGGGCGACUCUCUACUGAGUUGGUCGAAAGGGAAUGCCCAGAUGAAGUUCGCCAAGCUAGGCAGCAGUGGAGAUAUCAUCAAGCGGGUGGUAGGCGUUUGAGCUGUAAAUUUCUCUCUGCGGCUCCAUCUGAAGGGAAAAAGAUGGGAGAGAUGACAGUUGGUGAUUUCAGCAUGCGAGAAUUGGGUUCGACAGCGCUCGCCUUUGACAGCCCCGCGUCCCUGGGUGCUCUCCUGUCUGAAGUUGCUAAACCUGCAUUUGAAUGCCAAGGCUUGGCAGCAGCGAGAGACGCCGCUUGCUUUAUCACUUGGGCGGUCGCAAGGGGGGUCUGCGACAGGGAGGUUGUUAGGAAGAAUCUGGAUAUGAUUUUGAGGCUUCUGAUCUGCUCGUCUCUGCUGGAUCCGAAUAUUAUUGUUCGGCGAGCGGCCUCAGCAGCGGCUCAAGAGAUCGUCGGUAGAUUAGGAUGUAUGAGUGCUGAUGAUCCUGGUUUCCUGUUUGUGAAUUUGGUCGACUACUGGACUGUUGCAAAUCGAGUUCAUGCGGCUACUACUCUUCUGGGUGAAGUUGCAAGCAAGCUCUUGAGAAGCGAUCCUAACUUGGUGUCUUUUGUGUUGGAACAUCUCUACCGUUUACAUCUACGGAGUACCGACAAGAGAACUAGAGAGCUGGCAGCACGGAGUUUUAUAGCGGACAAGCUCUUACCGGCGUGCCUGGAGGAGACGACAACUCAUCCGACGAUUUUUCGUCAUGGAGCAUUGUUGGGUGUCUCGGAGGUCGUGGUGGCGUGUGAGGACCUGGUCCAAAUUGCUGCUGCAGAAGCAUUGAUGACCCUGGUUGCGUGCCGACCCAGUGAAGUUACUUCUGAUGAAAUCGGGAAAAUUGAAAAAGAGUAUAUUGAAAAACUUGAGGUUGCUGAUGAAAAUGUGGCGGCGCGACGAGGCUAUGUUUUGGCGUUAGCAUUAAUAACGAGAGCUCGAAAGACUCCUCCUGAGGAUCCUGUGGUAUCACUUUUCGUGAGGGAAGCGAAUGCAUGGCCGCAUCAUCCGAUUUCGAAGGACCUUGUUGAUGCUGAAACGCGACGCUGGGCAGUAUUAGGACUACUCGGCGUGGUUCAGAGUGAAGUUGUUGUGGAUGCUGUCGUGGAGACUUUGAUACGAUGUAUGGUUGUUGAUUAUGCUACGGAUAGUAGAGGAGAUGUCGGGCGAUGGGUACGAGAAGGUUCGGUUCGAGGUGUCUCGGAAGUUCUUGCGGGAAGGUCUAUGAAAGCGUUUGUUGUUGAUAGCAGUCUGGCUGCACUGAUCUCGGCGAGUGUGAGUAGAUUGGACCAUGUUAGAGUUGUUGCUAUUAGUGGUAUAGAAGACAUUAUUGUUGGGCGAGGCUGUCGGGGGGGAGAGCCGUUCGAGAAGGUGUAUGCGACAGUUCGGAAGAAUUACGACGCUCCUCCUCGUAUCGAUUCACUCCAGCUGCCCUCGAAUGCGGUCACCACGUUUGAGCUGAGAUGGCCAGCACUAUGGGGUGACGUAUUGGAGCUCUACCGAGGGAAGGAGAAGAUGAACAUUCGUCAUGCAACAGCAAAGACGAUUUAUGAGAAAUCUUUGCUGUGCGCGACGCGGAGGGAUGAAGAUAUGUUUGAUGUUAUAAUAGAAACUGACUGGACUGCAGAUGAGGUGGUUUGGAAAGAAGUGCACUUGAAGAUAUGUGAGCGGAUUGGUGUUGAAGCCGUGGUGGAGCAGGAAGCGGCGAUGGUGAAAAUGAGAGAACCGUACGUGUUUGGUUACGCUGAUUUUCUAGACUUCGAGAGGGUGAAAGUGGAGGAUGUUGUUGCAUCGUUGUGA
Molecule: messenger RNA, 1848 nt
Organism: Perkinsus marinus ATCC 50983
Lineage: Eukaryota; Perkinsozoa; Perkinsida; Perkinsidae
Product: beta-tubulin cofactor d, putative
Exons: 11
Coding region: 1-1848 (615 amino acids)
Biological process (GO): post-chaperonin tubulin folding pathway; microtubule cytoskeleton organization; tubulin complex assembly
Molecular function (GO): beta-tubulin binding; GTPase activator activity
Source: RefSeq, a predicted model, not a curated record